Aureobasidium pullulans EXF-150 is the source of this 2395-nucleotide messenger RNA. RefSeq lists its product as uncharacterized. The record is from RefSeq and is a predicted model, not a curated record. The transcript has 3 exons. NCBI's taxonomy places the organism in Eukaryota, Fungi, Ascomycota, Dothideomycetes, Dothideales, Saccotheciaceae. Bases 212 to 2218 code for a protein of 668 amino acids.
CACCUCCCGACUACAGUAAAGAUCAAGGAACAUCUGUCUGACAAAUUGGCAAAAUAACAUAUCUCGUUUGUUCGCUGUCAUCCUCACAAGCUGAUAUCAGCAUAUUGCAGUCAAACACAUAUCAGCCAUCCCGCACUGAUUUGCCAGCUCGGCGCUUAAAGUCACCUCGUUUCUUGGUUGACAUGCCAGCAUGUUAAUUAACUGAACCAAGAUGUUGUCAGGCUGUCGGCAGUUCAAAGAGGUCAGCCUUACCGUCACCGGGGCGCAGUCAUUCAAGGAUCGCUUCCCGGGAAGCAAACCACACGAUGAAAAUGUGCCAGGCUGCUCUGAGGAUGCCACGGGACGAUUCAAAAUUCCAUGCAAUGUGACCGGUCUUUCGCACGUCUACAAUCUCUACUUUGUGGCCUACGUGGACAGGAUAUAUGUCUAUGAGCCGCAAUUUCCAUCCCAGAAUAUUGAGCAAGAGCCUGUCUUGAUCAUAGACACAGAGACGAAACCACAAUCUCCUGAAGAUCAGAGACACUAUGGACGUUACGCAAAUCGAGGCACACGAGCCAUCAACAGGCUUCUGGUACAGCUACUUGGAACCGAAGAGAUAAUCGCCGUAGCUAGAGAUGAUGGCGAUGUCGAAGCAUACUACAUCCGGCAUAUCUACAGCGCGAUUGAAAAGCGAGCCUACUACGACAAUACUCUUGGUAUUCUCGGGACCGAUGUCAAGCCAUUCUUUCAACGGAAUGUGGGCCUCAGUGCAUGGGGAUUGGCUAUUCACAGUACGGCUCGCAUGAUUGCUGCCAGCUCCAACACACACGCAACAACCGUAUUCACCUUUGCACUCACCGAUGGCGAGCCUGAAGACGAGAUUGAUCUUUCAGACGAGGAUGAGGUCUACUACUAUGCGAUGAAUGAAGUCAAGCCGCCAAACGAUCGGCGCAAGAACGACGUUCGUAUUCUGGCUCAUGCUCAGGGAUCUCAAAACCUGCCCGACAUCGCUUUUUGUAAUACUGGCAAUGAUCCUGCCGGUAGGUGGCUGCUGACUGCCGACAUUCUCGGACAAGUGGCGACAUGGGAUGUACAUAACCUACAGUUGAUUCAGCUCGUCAAUGCCGCAUUGAGUCCUCCUGUAUUCUCAAUACCCUCUGGCUGGAUGGAUCCACGCAACGGAGUGUGGGGUCUUUUGUUUCUUGAUCCAUUAUCUUUCAGGAACACAGAAACCGUAGAAGAAGCACUGGGCAUCUCUGAAGACCAGCCUAGUGUGGACCUGCAAAAGGUGAAAGACACCGCCAUCUGGGACUUGGGCAGGACUGUGGAUCGACUUGAGAACGUGCGUCGACCAUUCAAGGACUUCGGCAAACCAGUUGAAGUGAAAAAUGGCAAUUAUGCAGACCCCUUGGAGAUGUCACGGCAAACUGCCAACGUAUCUUCAAGUGGGACUACUUCCCGGCGAAGUCACUCUCAGAUCAGCAGCACUAUUGAGGAAGAAGAAGAGGACGAAAGUGAAGACCGAAUGCCCGAGGACAGUGAUGAUAGCGACGAUGAAGUCGGGUACGAUUCGGCCGAGGAGUCUCAUGUAACCGUUCAAAGGCAAGACGGAAGCCUUUUCCAAGUGGAGAAACCCAAACCAGGAGCCAGAUUCAGACGUGGCGAGAGCAUGUGCGGCGACCUCCCCUGUCCAAUACUACAACUUUCAUUCAAAGACGUCUACCUCUACCAACCAGCGCCGAACAGCAAAGCCUGGGAACACUUCCCUAUGCCAUCGAUGAGACGUCUCUUCCGGCAAGAAGUGCCCGCAUGUUUCGAGUCCGGCAAAUUCGGCCGCAUCAACAUGUAUGCACAAAUACCCAGUUUGGGUGUUGUGAUUGUAGCAACACAGAAAGGUCGCAUCGCCAUACUAUCACUCACCCAGACUGUUACGCGUAUGCUCGAUUAUGCCAAGCAAGACCCAACCCUCUCGCCACAAGACAGACCACGAAUGGAGAAAAGGAUAUAUGGAUUCAGGGUGGAUCAUAUGCUACCUCUUCCCAGCCAAGAAGAAGCCGGACAUCGACCAAAAGCUGGAAUACACGGUAUCGCUGUUGGCCCUGUACAAGGCACUGAACACCUCGACGACGGAUUGAAGCGAUGGCGAUUGUUGGUUCAUUAUCAAAACCACGCUAUGCUGGCUUAUGAGAUCGGCAAGUCCUCCAGAGAUCAACUCGAUUUGAGUUUGAUGGCUAUAUAGUUGUGCUGGAUCGAGUCGGGCAGUCAUCCCGACUCUCAUGAACGCUCCGCGAGAAGUUGUUGAUGAAUCUUGUACUUAUAGUGCACCCUCCACUCUGUACAUCGCAUGACAUCCUAGGCGAGGAUGGCAUAGUAUACAAUAGACAGCGAACAACUAUAUGCACAGUUCUAACCCAAG